GUGAGCAAGAGGGCGGUGUAAGUGCAGUUUUCAGACCGGUUACUCGCCAAUACCGAGGAGGACGCCGGGGCAGUGAACCCCUUAUAUCUGUUUGAUAAAGAAGAACAACACCUGGAUUGUCACGUUUACCAAAAGGGACAAAGGAUUCAGCCGGUGACAGGAUACAACAUAAAGAACUUCUAAAGACGGAUUUGGGUACAUUUUGUACAACUUUGAGCUGUCAGUUUCGGUAAGGCAGGUCGGUGGGGAAGAAGACUUCCAGCCGAGGGGACCCCUCAAGCGGCCCGCUUCCACUCAGCAGCGACUGAAGCCUGGGGAGCAGGGAGUCGCGGAGCCGGAGCGCGGCGUGUCGGCCAGCGGGUAACCGAGUCCUAACCUGUACGGGGAGAAGUAAUCACUGUGCGCCGGGUCAUCCGGACAGAGACCUCAUGAAUGGAAAUCGGAACAACAGGAGACGUUGGAGCAUCCGCUGAAGCCCAAGCACUUUUUGCGUUGCCACGGCGACCUGGCUAUGGCACUCUCGGGAAGCCCAUCAAGCUUCUGGCCAACUGCUUCCAGGUGGAUAUACCCAAGAUCGACGUCUAUCUGUAUGAGGUGGACAUCAAGCCGGAUAAAUGUCCUCGCCGGGUCAACAGGGAGGUGGUGGACUCCAUGGUUCAGCAUUUCAAGGUGACCAUCUUCGGCGACUGUCUGCCAGUUUACGAUGGGAAGAGAAGCCUCUACACUGCUAGCCCGCUUCCUGUCGCCACUGGUGGGGUGGAUCUGGAUGUCACCCUGCCAGGUGACGGUGGGAAGGACCGCCCAUUCAAAGUCACCAUCAGAUUCGUGUCGCUGGUCAGCUGGCACAUGCUGCACGAAGUCCUGACAGGACGCGGUGUGGCCGAGCCCGUGGACCUGGAGAAACCCAUCAGCACCAACCCCGUUCAUGCUGUGGACGUGGUGCUCCGACACCUGCCCUCCAUGAAGUACACGCCUGUGGGACGCUCCUUCUUCUCCUCCCCUGAGGGCUACGACCACCCGCUAGGUGGAGGGAGAGAGGUGUGGUUCGGCUUCCAUCAGUCAGUACGGCCAGCCAUGUGGAAAAUGAUGCUCAACAUUGAUGUGUCAGCCACAGCGUUUUAUAAAGCCCAGCCAGUCAUCCAGUUCAUGUGCGAGGUCCUGGACAUUCACAACAUUGACGAGCAGCCCCGCCCUCUCACCGACUCCCACAGGGUCAAGUUCACCAAAGAGAUCAAAGGUCUCAAGGUGGAAGUGACACACUGUGGAACCAUGCGUAGGAAAUACAGAGUCUGCAAUGUAACACGACGCCCCGCUAGCCUCCAGACGUUUCCGCUGCAGCUUGAGAGCGGUCAGACAGUGGAACGCACCGUGGCGCAGUACUUCAGAGAGAAGUACAGCCUGCAGCUCAAGUACCCCCACCUGCCCUGUCUGCAGGUGGGACAGGAACAGAAGCACACCUACCUGCCCCUGGAGGUGUGCAACAUUGUGCCUGGUCAGCGCUGCAUUAAAAAACUGACAGACAACCAGACGUCGACCAUGAUCAAAGCCACAGCCCGCUCCGCCCCGGACAGACAGGAGGAGAUCAGCCGGCUGGUGAGGAGUGCAAACUACGAGGCCGACCCGUUCGUGCAGGAGUUUCAGUUCCGCGUGCGAGACGAGAUGGCCCAGGUGACGGGCCGCGUCCUGCCGGCCCCCAUGCUGCAAUAUGGCGGCAGGGUGAGCUCUGAACCCUUUAUGCCCCAGCAGAUCAACCCUGCACUGUCGUUGCAGAACCGCACGGUGGCCACGCCCAGCCACGGCGUGUGGGACAUGAGGGGGAAGCAGUUUCACACCGGAGUGGAGAUCAAGAUGUGGGCCAUCGCCUGCUUUGCCACACAGAGGCAGUGCAGGGAGGAGAUCCUCAAGAGCUUCACAGACCAGCUGCGUAAAAUCUCAAAGGAUGCUGGGAUGCCAAUCCAGGGACAGCCAUGUUUCUGUAAAUACGCCCAGGGAGCCGACAGCGUGGAGCCCAUGUUCAGACACCUGAAGAACACCUACGCCGGGCUGCAGCUCAUCAUCGUCAUCCUGCCUGGGAAAACACCCGUCUACGCUGAGGUGAAGCGGGUGGGUGACACCCUGCUGGGCAUGGCCACCCAGUGUGUGCAGGUGAAGAACGUGGUGAAGACGUCCCCUCAGACCCUCUCUAACCUCUGCCUCAAGAUCAACGUCAAGCUGGGAGGAAUCAACAACAUCCUGGUUCCACACCAACGACCCUCUGUGUUCCAGCAGCCUGUCAUCUUCCUCGGGGCUGACGUCACUCAUCCUCCAGCAGGAGACGGGAAGAAGCCAUCCAUUGCAGCGGUGGUGGGCAGCAUGGACGCCCACCCCAGCAGGUACUGCGCUACAGUGCGGGUCCAGAGGCCCCGACAGGAAGUCAUCCAGGACCUGGCCUCAAUGGUGCGAGAGCUCCUGAUCCAGUUCUACAAAUCCACCCGCUACAAGCCAACCAGGAUCAUCUUCUACAGGGACGGAGUGUCAGAGGGGCAGUUCAGACAUGUGCUGUACUACGAGCUGCUGGCCAUCAGGGAGGCCUGCAUCAGUCUGGAGAAGGAGUACCAGCCGGGCAUCACUUACAUUGUGGUACAGAAACGCCAUCACACACGUCUCUUCUGUGCAGAUCGCAACGAGCGGGUUGGACGAAGUGGAAACAUUCCUGCUGGCACCACAGUGGACACAGACAUCACUCACCCCUACGAGUUUGACUUUUACCUCUGCAGCCACGCUGGAAUCCAGGGUACGAGCCGGCCGUCCCACUACCACGUUCUGUGGGACGACAACUGCUUCACCGGCGACGAGUUCCAGCUCCUCACCUACCAGCUGUGCCACACCUACGUCCGCUGCACGCGCUCCGUAUCCAUCCCAGCCCCGGCCUACUACGCCCACCUGGUGGCCUUCCGCGCCCGCUACCACCUGGUUGACAAAGAGCAUGACAGUGCGGAGGGCAGCCACGUCUCAGGGCAGAGCAACGGCCGGGACCCGCAGGCGCUGGCCAAGGCCGUUCAGAUCCACCACGACACACUGACCACCAUGUAUUUCGCCUGAAGCCUCCACUUCCCUCCACCUUUCCUAGCCGCCUCUCCUCGGCCGCCCCCCACCCCUCCGUGCUGCUGGAGCUGGAUGGCGGCGGCUGUGACUGCAGUAAGGAUGUAAUAAGCCAGAGAGGAGUUACAGCCACAUUAUGCAAUCUGAAACCAGCCAAUAGUCUCUGUCCCUCAACUCCUCCUCUGUGUGUCCAUCACGGUGGAUUCUGUCUCCUUCUUUUAAUCUCCACCUUCCAGUUUUUACAGUGAUUUAUUUCCCAUGUGUUCAAGAAAGGCGGAGCAGCAGGGAAUCCAAAAACUGAUGAUUUUAUGGUGCAUGGGUGGAGGCCGAAGCAGUGACUCGUUCCUCACGUUGAGCCUAACGUCGCUGGUUUAUUUUGUGAUGGUUUUACAUGUUUGUUUGCUUGUCUAGAUACAAAACUAUAUGUGUUCUUUCUCUGUCGAGCAAAUGUGUGAUUGCCAUGGUUAGAGUACGCUCGUAAACACAAAGCUUCGCCCUUUUUCUUCUUUAUGUCUCUCCUCAAAGCUGCCUUAGCGGUUCCUCUUCUGUCUCCCUUUAAGCCAACGGUUCCUCACAGUCAUUCAGACAGUAAGAAACUCUGCACUCAGACACUGAAUGAGUUUUUAUUUUGAAACAAAGCCACAUCGACGGGGCAUUGUGUAUCGCUGAAUGCCUUACCGCGACUGUUAGAAAACAAGGCCAUGGACAGUUUCAAACCUCCCUCCGUCAUAGCUCUGCUCGUGUUAAACCAAACCUUUCCCGCGUGUUUUUUAUUCCUCUUGCUAUUUAUACACUCUUUCCCUUUUAAGCUAAAUUUACAGCAAUAGAGCAGGCGGUUUAUCCCUUCGGUUUAUCCACUUUUACAGACCAAUUUAGUUGUGGAGAACUCUUCGGUGCAAUAAGGUGUAAGCGCAGAGGGUGUGUAUGUUUGGCUCGGUAAAACGGUUUUCUUCGAGUGAGUUUUGGCAAGUGACGAUGAGCUUGGACUCAGGAAUGUAUUGGAAUUCCUCACGGAAGUACAGACGCAUGCUGCAGAUGGAGGUCUGUUAGAGAGAUUUAUCAAAGUGCCUGAAUCGGUUAGAGUGAUCUGUUCACGGAUGAAAGGGUUAUGAUCGUAUGUAGGUUUGUGCGCCUCAACGCAAGAAACAAGUUUGUGUGAUUUACUUUAAAUACUUAGUUUUCUGGUGAUCAGAAGGUGGUACUUUUCCAUUUAACACACUUCGUUUCCUUCUGUGGAAGUCAUUCAAAAAAAGCUUCAAUCGGUUUUAAAGUACAACAGUUUCCUCUGAUUAUGUUGCUCUUACAGAACACAGUGCUAAUUGUUUAGGGAAAUGCACAAUAAUCAUAGUUUUCUUAUGCAAUUCUCUGUUAAAUAUUAGUGGAGCUUGAGACCCUUUUUGAAUUGCCGCCACAUCUUUCAUUUCUUCUAAUUUACCUGCAUAUAAGGAAAAAAACUGCCAUUAAUCCAGUGAAACAUUUCUAUGGAUCAAAUUUCCAAAAUAUAAUUAAGGUCACAACCAGUAUUUUUACAAUCUGAGCUCAGUGGCAGUUUCAUUAGGUGCACCUGUAAUAUCUUUUUACACAAUAUUGUUGUGAAAAAGUCCUUUAUGGUGCUAUAAUGUUCAGGUUUUGUUGACGGUGAUCUUAUUCAUUUAUAUCAUUUAUUGCUGUGGUCGCAGUGAUGGGGGUGUUUUACCCCACCAUUAACCAAUAAUAAAUCUGAACAUUAUAAACGUUCUAAAGAUGGAUGUUAUGGCAGAGCUGGAUUAGAUCGAACAGGUGUGCCUGAAAGUGUAGCAACCAGGUGUAGCUUUUAGUCAUUUUUUGUAGUAUUAUGUCAUGAUCUGAAAAAGAACACGGUUUCUUAUUUUAAGAUCACAAAGAAGAAAAUCUGAAUAAUAAUCCCACCUGUUGCAUCUCUGGCCCUCAGUCAACGGUGGGACUCACUGCCAGUGGAAAACUAAUAUUACGUAUUAAGAUUUCAGUCUCUUUAUUUUCUUUAUUUUUGUUGCGUUUUUUUUCAGAAGAAAUCCAGGGCUGGGUAUCUCCAGAGCCACUUCCAGUUCUUCAACAGUCCUAAAAAAUGUUGCAACUAAUGAUUAUUUUUAACUUUUUAAAAUGUUGUCCAUAAAACGUCAGAUAUGUCCGGCUAUAAUGUAUUGUUUUUUCCGAGCAACUGCGUUAACUCCAAAGAAACCUUUUAAUCUCAUAAAUGCGACAACGAAAAGUAUCAAAUUCUCACCAAGUUUGGCAUUUACGCUUGACAAAUUGCUAAAAAUCAUGAAUACCGGUUGCCGAUGGUUGCGAAAUAGUAAUAAUAAUUUCAAGACCUGUUGCUAACGAUAAUAAAUAAUUUCUAGUUUGGAGAAAAACUGUUGUUAUGCAGUUAGGAACAGAUUCCCUGAUACAUUUUGAGGAAUUAUGUAUCCCAUAAAAGGACGAAUACUUGCAAGAAUCCCACAUUUUAAAAAGUGCAUCAUCCUUUUGAAUGCCUUUAAUCGCUCACUGUUGCCAGACCUUUCUGUAAUACCCAGGCUGAGGGGGUUUCCUGUCAUGGCCUUGCAGUUCAGUUUAAACAGAGGAAGCCUUCAGGUUUCAUCUCUUGGACCAAACCAUUGUGCCUGGUCAGGGGGGUGAGGGUGGAGGACUUUAGGAGGGGGCCUUACAGCACCUAGCUGACCUCUGUACUGCUAACUGUGCUAGCCACGUGUCACCACAACCAAACUAAAGCUGCUAUAAUAAAACACAUUUAUUUAAUAUUUCAUCAGAUACAUAUAUAUUAAUACGGAGGGAUAAAGAGGAGUAUGGUAUUUUACUGCACUUAAAGAGAUGCAUGUGUUUAUGGUUAAGCAUUUUUAAUUCUGAGAAUAUCGCAAGCGUUUGUCCCGCUGUGUUUGUCGUCAUGUUGCAGCUGUUUCUUAUUGUCAGACAUUACCAGCAUUUGAUUUUACUUGAAAGAAAAUGUAGUCGUGGGCAUGAUGAAUAUUGUUAGCUCGAGCUUCUGCUUGUUUUCAAAAAGUCUAUAUGGAGCCUUAUUAAUCUUCUCCCGCUCGGCGUCGGCAGAGCUGGACAUCAGAUGCCUUUUGUCCAUCAAAAUAAAAGUAUGAAAUAUAUUUAUAUGUAGAGAUAUUAAUGUAAUGCACACACCACUUAUUUUUUUUAACAAAGUCCUAUUUGACGCAGAGGCUGUACGGAGAAAUGGCGUUUAAUAAUAGUGGUCUUUUUUCCAAAUUUGAUAAUGCAAUAGGUUUACUCGUGUGAUGUUUGCCGCGUGGAGACUUGUCAUGUUAAGAAAUGGGAUGAACCAUUAACCCUCCUGUUAGAGAAUCCACCCUCUCCUUUAAUAUCAUCUCCAAAACUCAUUACAGCAACUUUUAAUAGUUUUCUCAAUGCAUGUGCUGCUUCAAAGGUUUUUUUUCAUAUUCACGAGAGGAGGAGGGUUGAUGGUUCACCCUCGGAUCGACGUUAACAGACUGUGCCUUUCCUGAUGGUGCUGAAAAAAAUCAAAGAGAUCUUAACUUUCAGACAGGGCGCUGAGGCCCGGUCAAUAAGUAUAUAUUGAUACAUGACGAUACUGUAAGGCGUGAUUGUGUUUGUUUUGUGUGUGUGGAUACCUCGGAUAUAUGCCAAGAACAGAAAAUAUGCAGAACUGAUCAGUGUGGAGCUGACAGGACCAAAAGGCCUGUGGGGGAUGGGCACUCAAGCACAACCCAGACACAUUAUAGAGAAUAAAGUCAUGUAGGUAACGAGUAGCUCAGUUUAGACAUUAUGUAGCAUUAUUUAUUUAUUUCCAAGAUGCCUCCCUUAACUGCCUGUACACCCAUUACCCCCCCAUGUUCAUUCUUAAGUGGACGGCAAUAAUGAAGCAAUCGUCUGUGCAAUUCAUUUCUCUGGCCUUCCCUUAGUGUAUGCAUCGUUGUCUUUUAUCUUCGAAUAUAAAAUUAUGUCUACAGAUAGCGCUAGUUCUUGGGGUUGAGUUGUUCCUCCACGAGUGCCCGUUUCCCCACAACAAUAAAUCUUUAACCCUCUGCGGUUGGCUGCAUAUCAUACUCAUAAAACGAUGUUUGGGUUUCACAGUAUAUUAAUGUGCUUUUUUUUCUUUCUUUUUGCCUGAUUACUAAAUGGUGUCACUUUUAGAAGUAAAACUGUACGUCAAGACCUUUUUUUGUCUUAACACUCAUCUGAUCCUGGUCCUAAGUUGAGCCUUUUUAUUUGGUUGUCAUAUUUAAUUUUUUGGAAUAAAUACUCUAUGUAUGAAA
Eleginops maclovinus (Patagonian blennie) is the source of this 7340-nucleotide messenger RNA. RefSeq names its product argonaute RISC catalytic component 3b (gene ago3b). Bases 433 to 3081 code for a protein of 882 amino acids. Gene Ontology annotation, biological process: regulatory ncRNA-mediated post-transcriptional gene silencing. The record is from RefSeq and is a predicted model, not a curated record. NCBI's taxonomy places the organism in Eukaryota, Metazoa, Chordata, Actinopteri, Perciformes, Eleginopidae. The transcript has 20 exons. Gene Ontology annotation, molecular function: protein binding; miRNA binding; RNA endonuclease activity.